Messenger RNA from Gryllus bimaculatus (two-spotted cricket), 2391 nucleotides. The record is from the annotation of a GenBank genome assembly. Lineage: Eukaryota; Metazoa; Arthropoda; Insecta; Orthoptera; Gryllidae.
CAGGGCCCGCGCGCACUCGCGCUCUCUUAUAAACUCGCGGCUGACUCGACACACGCUAUACUACGCCGCGAUUGUUGGGAGAGGACGCAUCGAGAGUUGCAACUGUUGGUCGUCGGCGCCGACGGUCGCGCCAUGGGUAUCGCUGACAUUACGGAGGACCCUCUGGGAGAAUACGAGUACAUUGAUCCCAUCCUAAUGAAGGGAGGAAACUACAUUAAAGAAGGUCGUGAUUCGGCCAAGAGUACCUGUCUAAUUUUCUCACCGCGAGAGGAAGAUGAAGUUGGAGCCCUUGCUCGCUCUCUCAAAAUGUUCGAAGAGCAUUCGGUAAACCUCUUGCACAUAGAAUCUCGGUCGUCAUCUCGACUUCCUAACCGAUACGAAUUUAUGGUGGAGUGCGCCCCCAACGGAAAUUUAGGGGCAGCAGUGGAAAACCUUCAAAAAAAUUCUUCAUAUUUCAAAAUCAUCUCAAGAAAUCACAAGGAUAAUCGAGGUACGGUACCCUGGUUCCCCCGUCGCAUACGUGACUUGGAUAAGUUUGCAAAUCAAAUUUUGUCCUAUGGAGCAGAACUUGAUUCUGACCACCCUGGAUUCACUGACCCUGUGUACAGAGCAAGAAGGAAAUACUUCGCUGACAUCGCUUACAAUUAUAAGCAUGGCGAGCCUCUUCCACACGUGGAUUACACGGAAGAGGAAAUAGGAACGUGGGGACACGUUUUCAGAGAGCUGACAAAACUGUACCCAACACACGCCUGCCGAGAGUACAACCACGUAUUUCCCUUACUAAUUGAAAACUGUGGUUUCAGAGAAGAUAAUAUUCCCCAACUAGAAGAUGUAUCUAAUUUCCUUAGAGACAGUACAGGUUUUUCUCUUCGACCUGUUGCUGGACUAUUGUCUUCACGAGAUUUCUUGGCUGGGUUAGCGUUUAGAUGCUUCUGGUUUACGGCAGAAUAUGGUCUUUGUAAGCAAGAUGGACAACUCAAAGCUUAUGGAGCUGGUCUGCUUUCUUCAUUUGGGGAGCUGCAAUAUUGCUUGAGCGAUAAACCAGAAUUGAGGCCGUUUGAACCAGCCAAAACUGCUUUGCAGAAAUAUCCAAUUACAGAGUAUCAGCCUGUGUAUUUUGUAGCUGAGAGUUUUGAAAAUGCAAAAGAGAAAAUGAUAAAAGAGAAGAGAAGAAGAGAAGAAGAGAGAAGAAAGAAGAAGGAAGGAGAGGAGAGAGGAGAAGGGAGGAGAAGGGGGAAGAAAGGAGAAAGAAGGAGAGAGGAAAAAGAAAGAGAGAAGAGGGAGGAGAAGGAGAAGGAGAAGGAGAAGGAGAAGGAAGAAGAGAAGGAGAAGGAGAGAGAAAGGAAAGGAGAAGGAAGAAGGAGAAGGAAGAAGGAAGGAAGGGAGAAGGAAGAAGGAGAAGGAGAAGGAGAAAGGAGAAGGAGAAGGAGAGAGAGAAGGGAAGGAGAAGGGAAGGAGAAGAGGGAAGGAGAAGGAGAAGGGAAGGAGAAGGAGAAGGGAAGGAGAGGAGAAGGAGAAGGAGAAGGUAGAAGGAAAGGAGAAGGAGAAGGAGAAGGAGAAGGAGAGAGGAGAGGAAGGAGAAGGAGAAGGAGAAGGAGAAGGAGAAGGAGGAAGGAGAAGGAGAAGGAGAAGGAGAAGGAGAAGGAGAGGAGAAGGAGAAGGAGAAGGAGAAGGAGAGGAGAGGAGAAGGAGAAGGGAGAAGGAGAAGGAGAAGGAGAAGGAGAAGAGAAGGAGAAGGAGAAGGAGAAAGGAGAAGGAGAAGGAGAAGGAGAAGGAGAAGGAGAAGGAGAAGGAGAAGGAGAAGGAGAAGGAGAAGGAGAAGGAGAAAGGAGAAGGAGAAGGAGAAGGAAGAAGGAGAAAGGAGAAGGAGAAGGAGAAGGAGAAGGAGAAGGAGAAGGAGAAGGAGAAGGAGAGGAGAAGGAGAAGGAGAAGGAAAGGAGAAGGAGAAGGAGAAGGAGAAGGAGAAGAGAAGGAGAAGGAGAAGGAGAAAGGGAGAAGGAACGGAGAAGGAGAAGGAGAAGUGGAGAAGGAGAAGGAGAAAGGAAGAAGGAGAAGGAGAAGGAGAGGAGAAGAGAAGGAGAAGGAGAAAAGGAGAAGGAGAAGGAGAAGGUAGAAGGAGAAGGAGAAGGAGAAGAGAAGGAGAAGGAGAAGGAGAAAGGAGAAGGAGAAGGAGAGGAGAAGGAGAAGGAGAAGGAGAAGGAGAAGGAGAAGGAGAAGGAGAAGGAGAAGGAGAAGGAGAAGGAGAAGGGAGAAGGAGAAGGAGAAGGAGAAGGAGAUAGAGAAGGAGAAAGAAGAAGAAGAAGAAGAAGAAGAAGAAGAAGAAGAAGAAGAAGAAGAAGAAGAAGAAGAAGUCCAUUUCCUGAAAAGUCAUAUCGGCAAACAAAGCUCUAG